Penicillium maclennaniae is the source of this 855-nucleotide messenger RNA. RefSeq names its product SDR family NAD(P)-dependent oxidoreductase. Gene Ontology annotation, cellular component: cytosol. NCBI's taxonomy places the organism in Eukaryota, Fungi, Ascomycota, Eurotiomycetes, Eurotiales, Aspergillaceae. The coding region runs from base 1 to 855 and encodes 284 amino acids. Gene Ontology annotation, molecular function: oxidoreductase activity. The transcript has 4 exons. The record is from RefSeq and is a predicted model, not a curated record.
AUGAACCCUCCACUUCCAUCAUUCACUUCCGUCUGGCACAAUGCGCCCUACGAGGCCAUUUCUCCGUCACGGCCCGAGCUGAACGCGACCGGCAAAACGGUCAUUAUCACUGGUGCAGGCAGUGGAAUUGGUCGCGCCACAGCCGUGGCUUUUGCCAGAGCUGGUGCUAACAAGAUCGUAUUAAUCGGACGAAACGAAGCGCCUCUCGUCGAAACGCAGAAAACCAUCGACUGCAGCAGCUCGGUCCACGCGGCCGACGUCACGGAUGAAAAGGCCAUUACCGAAAUCGCCGCUGCCACAGGAACAUGGGAUGUAUUGAUCCUAGCCGCAGGUUACGUCGCGGGGCCGGCAUCGAUCCGGGAAUCAUCAGUGGACGACUGGUGGAAAAGCUUCGAGACUAACGUCAAAGGGACAAUGAUCGCAUCCAACGCCUUCUUACCGACCGCCAACCCGACACAUGCAGCCGUCGUAGCGCUGACGGCAGCCGUGGUCUUCCCAGCGGCCAGACUCGUCAACCUAUCGGCUUACAUUAGCUCUAAGCUUACCCUCAUCAAGUUGAUGGAGUUCUUGGCCGCGGAGAAUCCGACCGUCUUUGCAGUCGCUCUGCAUCCCGGCAUGGUUGACACCAGCAUUCUUCGGAGCUCGGGCGCGGAUCCCAGCAAGCUUCCCAUCGACUCGGUGGAUCUCCCUGCAGAGUUCAUGGUUUGGUUAACCAGCUCUGAAGCAUCUUUCCUCAAUGGUCGCUGUGCAUGGGCUAACUGGGACGUUGAAGAACUCAAGGCCAAGGCAGAGAAAAUCAAGUCUGGCUUGCUUUUGACUUCGGGCGUUUAUGGCUGGCCUUUUACUUCGGACUAG